Messenger RNA from Acyrthosiphon pisum (pea aphid), 2289 nucleotides. Its product is annotated as lysine-specific demethylase 4C-like. Lineage: Eukaryota; Metazoa; Arthropoda; Insecta; Hemiptera; Aphididae. Gene Ontology annotation, biological process: regulation of transcription by RNA polymerase II. The record is from RefSeq and is a predicted model, not a curated record. Bases 18 to 1961 code for a protein of 647 amino acids. The transcript has 8 exons.
GAAGUGUCAAGAAAAGAAUGUUUAAAAGACAAGAAACAAAAAGGAAUCCAGUAUUUAAGGAAAAGAAUAAUUCUAAAUCGACUGAUAGAAACUUUGUGGCUCCUGAUCAAACUAUUGACCAUACAGUUUCGACAACCAUUAGCUUCAAAGGAUCUGGUAAUAGAAUUAAAAAAGUAUUAAAUGCCGCAAAUGCUGAAAAAGCAUCAUUAAAUAUAAAAUGUACAAGUCGUACUGAUUAUUGUGAUGGUACAAAUAAAAGAAGUACAAAGAAAAGAAAGUCUACAAAACUAGAAACAAAAAAUAAUCCCAAAUUUAAAAAUAAGAUAAACUAUAAAUCAACUAAGAAAUAUGUUGUUGCUUCUGAUCAAAAUAUUAAUUGUACAGGUUCAACAACCAUUGGCUUCAAAGAGAGCGAUAAUAGUAUUGAAGAAAUAAAAACUAUAUCACCUAUAAAUGUUGAAAGUCUCAAUUCUACGAAUAUUAAUAGAGCUAGAGAAGAGUCUCGGAUGAAUAAAUGUCCCAAUAAGAAUAUUAAAAAUUCAACAGUUUUUGACGAUACCUUAAAAAAUGUUCGUUUAUUAUCUAAAAAAUUUGAGACUGUAAAUUAUAACACACAUUCAAAUUUAGUUAAAAGAAAACCAUUACCACCAAUUAAGUUUGAAAAGUCACAUAGUUCAUCUCUUAUCAGUUCAAAUACCCAUAUUGAUACAGAAAAUAAAUUUCAUAUGACUCAAACUCUAAAAAUAGAAGAUAAUAUGGAAUCUACACAGAAUUUUUUUCAACCAACUCCUGAACGUAUAAAGACUAACGAUGGAGAAGAAUAUGGAAUUAUUGGUAUGCAAACAAUUAUAAGUGAUAUUGUUUACAAUUGUUGGUCAUUAGAGAUAGAACAACUCUAUAAUGUAUUUAGAAGUAUGAAUUAUCCAAAUUGUUCAUCAUGUAUAAUGAUGACCUGUGAAAAGGUAAAUUUCAACUUGGAUUGGAAAACUACUGCGAGAUCUUUCAUGCAUCUAAAAUCACUUAAUGCUCUGGAACCUACCAAAGCAUUAUUUAAAAAUGCAAUUUCUGGCUAUUCCAUCAAUUUUAAGGAAGAACUCUUAAGAUGUGAAAAAUGUUAUUUGGUCGUUCAUAAAGUGUGUUAUGGUAUUAAAAAUGUAGAUACAUGUAUUCCUUGGUUGUGUGAUCGUUGCAUGAAAAAUCCUAUGCAUUCUGCUUGUGUAUACUGUCCAUUAAAAUACGGUGCUCUCAAAGAAUAUAAAAUCAAUGAAUGGUCUCAUGUUGAAUGUUAUCUUUUUGUGCACGGCAGUAGUCCAUUAACUACCAAUAUUUUUUCAACAGACUUUAAAACUAACCAAAAGUGUGUAAUAUGCAAUUUAACAUCUGGUAAUUGUUUCCGUUGCUCUGAUGGUGGUUGCAACUCAUGGUUCCAUAUUUCUUGUGGAAUAUUUGCUGGAUUUCAGUAUCGCAUUGACGGAAUCAACAAGCAUAUUUUAAUCAAUUGCAUUGAUCAUUGUUACGUUUCAGAUAAACAACAAGUAAUUCACAUAAACCAAAAAGUAUGGGUGAGACAAUCAAAUAAUAAUAGUAACAAUAAUAAUACAUUUAACAGAGAAUGUAGAAUUGUAGACGUUAAAGAGACUCCUUUUUGCAUUGUAAAAUUCAGUGAUAAUUCAAUAUCAGACAGAAUUCCAAUAAAACAAAUUAAGAACUUUGAAAAUGAUACUCCAUCCAUUAACCAAGAAAUACAUUUAGAAUCUGGUGACAAAGGCUUAUUCCUGGGGUUGAAUUAUAAUGAUCCGACAUAUGAAGUUGUGUAUAACAAUGGAAAUUCUGGUUCUGUACACGCUCAUGAUAUAAAAUUCUGGGAAAGAAAGCAAGUUAACUAUUUAAAACAAAACGGCAGGCGUUGGUUAGCUAAAUACAGAAAAAAUUUGGGUUCAAAAAUCGAGUGGACCAAGUGAUACUUUUUUCAGAAAAAUAUUCAAAAAAACUAGGUUGUCUGGCCGAAGUUGUACCCACCCUACCACAUAAUGGUUGAUAGGUUAUGUCAUAAGCUAUCAACCAUGAUGCUUUAUGAUAUUGACCAUUAAGCUGUUGUAUUGUGACGGUUAAUUUUUUUUUCGUACCCUCUGUAAAGAAGUUUCACUUGAAAAAAAAAAAGAAGAAAAUAAUUUAUAAUGUCUUAUAAACAUGUUUACUGUUUUACAUCAUAGUCGAUUCACUAUAACAUAAUUAGAACUUUUUAAUUUUAUAUUAUGGAAAAAAAAUGUCUUUAUCGCCUAAAUUAUA